UACCCCGAGAUAAAACGAGUUAAAGCGAACUUGGUGCGGAAUUGACUGACAAUGAGAAUUUAAAACAGCUUUUUAAUACCGAUUAAGUCCUUUGCGUAGGAUGCUUCGAUUUUCUUGUAUAUUCCGGAUUAUUAUAUGCAGUUUUCAAUUGAUAUUCUGAUAUUACUUGCUUUCGUAAUUAAAUUCAUAAUCGUAAUCAAAUUAUAUGAAACCUUCUAUAAAGAUAUGAAGACAUGAAGAUGAAAACAAAUCAAAUGAGUAGUUCGCUUUAGCUUAUAGGACACGUCUUUAACGUUAAAGAUCGAUAGUCCGCAAAUAGAUAAAGCUGGCUAUCGACAGCUGGUGACAGGGUUGGUAGCUAGCAAGGGGUUGCACAAGGUCGUCGAGGGUAAGUUACCCCCGACAAAGGAAGUUCGCAUCUGCGCAUAGAGAAGUCCAACUAUCUCUCUCACUCUUCGCGCCGGGUGCUACGGCUUGACGCGUACAUUUGCUCGCUAUAUAGUGUAUAUAGGUCGGCGGUACGCCUCGUGCGGCUGUCGCUGAAACCAAGUUCAAGGCCAAAGGCUCGGCAAAGGCCACAUUCGCGUGCGAUGGUGGGGGUCGUUGAUGGUUGAAUAAGUGGAGGGGCUGUUGAACGCAACCGCGGAACAUCACUCAGUCGGCGGUGAUGCUGUCUCGUGUUUGCACGCGUACUCCGGUCGCGCUCGUUUUUCAAACUUCGAGCGGCAAACCUCUCCGUCGUAGCACGCGCUAUCUCGCGCCGUGCGAUCGCUUGGAGUGACCCGCGACUCGCGAGUCAGCCGAGAGGAUCGCUCGUGGCUUAUCAGUCAAGAACGUGCAACGCUAAAGUCAAGGGAUCCUCGUGUACCGAGGCACAACGCGGUGUGAUUUGGUGUUGUUCAAGAGAAGUCAACCACGUGCGUGAAAGUGCGAUAGAAUCGAAAAUUAAUCGGAGAUUUAACGUAGUGCGUUUCCCUGAAUCGUCAUGGGAGACGAGUUGCCAAUUCUGAAAGGAAUCCUUAAUGGAGUAGUCAACUAUCACAAUGCACCGGUACGAUUCGGCCGCGUGCCCAAGCGUGAGAAGGCCAGGAUUCUGGCUGCUAUGCAGCAGAGCUCUCACAGUCGUUCUCAAGAAAAGGCGGUAGCAGCCGAGCUGGAGGACGAGCAACGUCUGCUUACAACUGUGGUGCGAGCUCAUAUCGACACAUGUGACUUCACCAGGGACAAAGUAGCUCCGAUCCUCGCCAGAGCCCGCGAAACCCCCAACUACACCGCGUGUCCACCAACCUUGGCAUGUCCUUUGAAUCCUAAUCCGCAACCGUUGACUGGGCAGCAAGAGUUACUUCAAGACUUCUCAAAAAGGUUCUCGCCGGCCAUACGCGGUGUCGUGGAGUUCGCGAAACGCAUACCUGGAUUCAACCUGCUGGCACAGGAUGACCAGGUCACUCUAUUAAAGGCUGGCGUUUUCGAGGUGCUGCUCGUGCGAUUGGCCUGUAUGUUCGAUGCUCAAACGAACAGUAUGAUCUGCUUGAACGGCCAAGUGCUCAAACGAGAGUCCAUCCAUAAUAGCAGUAACGCGCGAUUCCUAAUGGAUUCGAUGUUCGACUUCGCCGAGAGAGUCAACUCCUUACGAUUAUCUGACGCUGAGUUGGGACUGUUCUGUUCGAUUGUGGUAAUUGCCGCCGAUAGACCUGGACUACGCAAUACCGAACUGGUCGAACGUAUGCACAAUAAGCUCCGAAAUGCUCUACAGACGGUACUAGCACAGAACCAUCCCCAGCAUCCCGACAUCCUUCAUGAAUUAUUAAAGAAAAUACCCGACUUAAAAACUCUGAAUACCCUCCACUCUGAAAAACUACUGGCUUUCAAAAUGACCGAGCAACAGCAGCAGUUGCAAGCCCAACAACAGCAUCAACAGCAGCAAACGCAACAUGUCAUCUCCCCUCAACAACAGCCGCAUUGGCCAAUGGAAGAAGAGCCUCCGGCUUCUUGGGGUUCCGCUUCGGACGUAACUUUAGACGAAGCGGUGAAGAGCCCAUUGGGUAGCGUGUCGAGUACAGAAAGCACCUGCAGCGGCGAAGUUGCCUCCUUGACGGAAUACCACCACGUAGCACCAGCCAGUGGUCAUCAUGCAUCGAGUGCGCCUCUUCUGGCUGCCACCUUAGCUGGUGGACUCUGUCCGCAUAGACGACGUGCGAACUCUGGCAGUACUAGUUCCGGCGAUGACGAACUUCAUCGUUCUACUAUGUCCAAAACUCCACAGCCACCUCAGUGUCGCAGUUUCCGCAAAUUGGAUUCGCCAAGUGACAGCGGAAUCGAGUCCGGUACCGAGAAGCCUGACAAACCGGCCAGCAGCAGUGCCAGCAGCGCUCCUACAUCUGUGUGCUCGAGUCCACGUUCGGAGGACAAAGAAGUCGAGGAUAUGCCAGUGCUGAAGCGCGUACUUCAAGCACCACCCCUAUAUGAUACCAACUCAUUGAUGGACGAGGCUUACAAGCCCCAUAAGAAGUUCCGCGCUUUGCGCCAGAAGGACAGCGCCGAGGCUGAGCCCGCUGUGGUAGUUCAACACACACAGUCUCAAUUGCAUCUGCAUUUAACCUCACCACCAGCACGCAGUCCGCCCACUCAAACGGCGCAAUCCCAAUGCCCACAAACCGGGAGUCUGCUGAGCAGCACGCAUUCCACUCUCGCGAGAAGCUUGAUGGAAGGUCCACGAAUGACGGCUGAACAACUGAAGCGUACGGACAUCAUACACAACUAUAUAAUGCGGGGUGAAGCCAGUCCCAGAUCACCGACGGCAUCGCCAUCGCCCGCGGAACAAUGCGCCUCGACGACUACCGUGACCACACGCUCGACGCAAGGAUCUCAGGGUCUUCUGCAAUGCGCCACCACGAGCUAUUCGAACAGAUGGCCGGCCACCUCGGUGAUCACGACGACGACAGGUGCGCGACAACAGCAACAGCAACAACAGUCUUCCUCAGACUAUCUCGCUGUUGCCAAUUCUCCUGCUUCGUCACCGCGAUAUCUUUCCGCGGCGGCAACUAGUAGUACGAGCACGAGUCCAAGGCCGACCUCGAGUACAGCGGCUACAUUGGUGUUAUCGGGCUGUUCAAGCAACAUGAUGGAGCUACAGGUCGAUAUCGCGGACAGCCAGCAACCGCUGAACUUGUCUAAGAAGUCGCCAUCCCCAUCACCAUCUCCCAGACCGCUUGUUGGACCCUGCAAGGCCCUCUCUCUCGAGGCGUAGUGUUCUCGCGAGCUCGAGUGAUUUCUCAUAAUAUGCAUUGACGCGCGCGAAACCGGGAUAUUUGAUCCACUAAUCAUCAACCGGCGGAAAGUCGUUGUCAUGACGCAACCUUCCCCGGCCUUUAACUAGAAAUGAAAGUGCCAGGACGCUCUGAGCGCGUGACAAACCAAAUAAUUUAUUAAUUUAAACUACUUAUGGCUAAAAUCGCGCGAAAAAGGAGGUGGAGGUUACGGAGAAACGGACAGGGUACAUCUCCGUGUACAAUCACGAGGAAGACAGACGUUCAGUGGCGAGUUGUUUUCUCCGAGUGCGCGAAAUGACGAUGAACAGACGCUUGCACGAAAGUGUCAAUUCGAUGAAAGCAACAGUGCCGUGUAGGGGAGCCACCUCUAUCCACCUAAAACUACCUAUCUACCUGUCUACCUAUCUAAAAACCUAUCUGCUCUAGGUGUACAUCUAGAAGAUAGAGCAUCUGCGAUGGAAAAAAAGAAAGGUUGAGUGUUACAGAAAUUAAUAAUCUAUCUACAUGUGAUAAUCAUGGAAAUCGCGCAUCCUGUACAGUCUCCACCUCAUUCAUUGAUCAUCUACUCUACUAUAAUUAUUAAAUAUAAUUAUAAAACUAAUUAUAUUAUAAUAUUAUUGUAAUAUGUGUAAGGUAUCAUAACCGUAAAAAAUUAUCAUUUCGUGUACAUGUAGAAAAAGACGCGUAUGAUACUCUUGUGCGAAUGAUGACAGAUAGAUCUAGAAUGAAUGGGGAAAAAGAGAGAAUGAAUGAGCGUGCUUGUGCAAAUGAGUCGGGGCAAAUCGAAAAGCUUCUUGAUCGCGGUGGCAACCGAGAAUGAAAAUCGCGUACGCGGUUUUAAAAAAUUAAGCGUUUUGUUAUGAGACUGAUCGGUCCGCUGUGGCCACCAGUUUGCAAUUACCGUACCUUUAUAUUACAUGUCGUGUCUCUUCGUCGGGAAGACGACGCGAGAAGUAAUUGUAUCCUUUAAUCGCGUCGUAUAGCGAAAUAGGUAUCGUAGGCCCGCUUAAACGCGUUAUACAAUAUUAUGUGUCGUGUGUGCAUGCAUGAAAGUCAGAUUAGAUAGAUCGAGACAGGCUUGCGAAAGAGAAAGCGAAGGCGAAAAAAAGAAAGAGAAUGAGGGGAGAAAGAAGAAAAUAGAAAGGGAACGAAGGAGAAAGAGAGAAGCCGCGAAGCGCUCGAGCAAAGCGGAGUUCCGAUUAGAACGUUGAAACGCAGUGUAAAUAGUAGAUUCGUAAGGCUAUGUCCUGGUAGGUGCGAGUGAACCUCUUCUGCUUCGAAAAAAUCGUGAGAAAAGUUAGAAGAUACGCGGCGGGCCGCCGCCGACGUGUUGUUGAGACGCCCCGCCCCGCCACCUCUCCUUUAACCACCCUGCAUAUCCCAGUUCCAGCAUAAACAUCGCAACGAAUACGCAUACACUUAUAACACGCUGAGUUGCGGGCGAGUAAACCGAUCUUGAAACAGUUGUAGAAACAGUCAUGCCUCAUUUCGAGACGGGCUAGAUCCUCGCGGUUCGACCUAGGAGGAGCUCAUUUUAACCAUGUCCGUCUUGAGUUUUGUAUCAGCUUGGUCCUCAGAUGAUUUAAAUAGAGUUGCAAUAAAAUUCGGUCAGAUUAAAGAGAAGCUAGUACUCGUCAAGAAUGGAGCAUUAAAAGCACAUUCAAUCUUCCGGCUAGAAUAUAGCCUAGCCAGAGUAUUCCUAAACAACCACCCCCUUUCCCCAGCUUAGAGGUCUCUGUAUUUAUUGUACCUAAAGAGAAAUGCAUUUCCUUCGCCGUAUCGCGUGUAUCACGUCUACUCGUUUGUCCGAGCGAAUCCUCGUAGAAUCCUUCUGAUUGUCCUUACACGAAAACACGCAUAUACACACAAAAGGGACUCAUUUACACACACAUUUGCACACUGAGCGAACACUUAUUCUUGUCCUUCCCCUCCCCGCAGACAACCUAGCGUUGAUAUUCGUAAUACUUGUUAUGCAUAAACUACACAUAAUUAUUAUAGUAAACGAUACAUAAAGUAUGAUAUAUUUCCCUAUCCAUUAAGAAGAAUACAAACACAGCUGUUGUUUCUGGUGAAAAAAACGAAAAAUAUGGAUAAAAUGUACUCUACUACAUGCAAGAAAUGCAGCCCCGCAUAUUGCCCAGUGAGCACGUCAUUUUGUACGCUUGGGAGUUGUGAGGUCGUCUGAAUAAACAUUGUCUGGUGAAUUAUACAUAAAAAA
Messenger RNA from Monomorium pharaonis (pharaoh ant), 5487 nucleotides. It is a transcript of the gene E75, whose product is annotated as nuclear hormone receptor E75. Gene Ontology annotation, molecular function: nuclear receptor activity; RNA polymerase II cis-regulatory region sequence-specific DNA binding; zinc ion binding. The transcript has 3 exons. The coding region runs from base 986 to 3247 and encodes 753 amino acids. Gene Ontology annotation, biological process: hormone-mediated signaling pathway; positive regulation of transcription by RNA polymerase II; cell differentiation. The record is from RefSeq and is a predicted model, not a curated record. NCBI's taxonomy places the organism in Eukaryota, Metazoa, Arthropoda, Insecta, Hymenoptera, Formicidae.